This is a messenger RNA of Microstroma glucosiphilum, 2652 nucleotides long. RefSeq lists its product as hypothetical. The record is from RefSeq and is a predicted model, not a curated record. The coding region runs from base 1 to 2652 and encodes 883 amino acids. Lineage: Eukaryota; Fungi; Basidiomycota; Exobasidiomycetes; Microstromatales; Microstromataceae. The transcript is spliced from 7 exons.
AUGCGGUCCUACACACUGCUGGCCACGUUGGUGGCUCUGACUCAAAUCUUCAAGUCGCCUGCUCAAGCAGCCCCUCUCAGCUCCUCCUCCCAAGGCAUCACCGUGGAUCUUCCCAUCGACGACCCUUGGUUGCGCCGAUUGUUUGAAACAGAGCCCCACGAGGGAAGCCUCCACAAGCGAAACAAUGCGCCCCCAGCUCCUGCUGGAUGCCGCAAUUUGGUAGACGCGGACCUUCUUGACGUCCCCGUUCCCGUCGUCUCGGCCUGGCUCCACAAGCUGUACGACACGUCAACGUCUUGGGGUCACACUAUCUGCCCUACCCCCCAGGGAAACGAUUGCUUCGACGGAAAUUCUCUGUACGCUUAUAAUGGUAUCGGUGGUGGCAGGUUGGACAGCAUGCCCUCCCAGCUCAACGCCAAUAUCUAUGUUGGCGAUGCUGGCUUCUACACAAAAGGAUGGUCGGGUCAAUGGCCCACGGUCUGUAUGGGUACUGCCAAUAUUCAGCCAGUCACCUUUGUACCGAGCUCGUGUUCCACUCAGUCAAGCACACUGGUCGGUGGGGUUCACGGUACAAGUGCCGCAGUGACCGCUGCCAUCAAGCAAGACACUAAUCUGGCCAUUCAGGUCACAACAACUACAGAGCAGGACAUCACAGCAGGUCUAUCAGUUACCGUGGGCGAAGAUGUUGGUGUGGAGGGUGUUGCAUCGGAAAGUGUUUCCGCGACAGCCUCAUUCUCUUACGAAUACUCGACUACAUCGGGCACGAGCAAGACUACUACCACCGACAACCAGAAUACCCUCUCGAUUACUGUCAAUCCGACGGAUGGCCAAGUGUGCUCUCUGGUCGAGUACGACACAACAUGUACUGGAACGGCUCCUGUCACAAUUCCCGUAACGUUCGUGGGCGCUCUGGUCGCAUGGAUGCCAGAUGGAGUGAACACCCCAAACGAACCAUACAAGUAUAUCACGUUCGCAAUGCAAUCGCCUCUGGUAGAAUACGGCGCAGACAGUGCAAUGAACAUCGAACAGACGGUCGGGUUGAGUCUCGAGGCCAGUGGUGGCUACGACAUCUCCUGCGUCAGUGAUGGAUCUGCCACUAUCGACAAUACGGGCUACACGCCACAGCUCCAAUGCCCUGGAAGCCUUGGCAACUUUGAGGGAGUUUGCUCGGCCAACUUGGGCGACUACUUUGCCAGCGGUGCCUUGGUGACCGAUUCCAGCAACUGGGCAGCCAGAGGCCUGUACAAUCAGCAAUUCCCAGCUCCGGGGGCAACUGUCCCAUACGGCAAAACUCAGGUUUCCUUCCAAGUCCAAGGUCCUGGGAUUGCCACUGCCUCCUGCUCAUCCUCUGUGGAAGUUAGUCCGCCAUGGGAGGCAGACUUCCAGCCCCAGCUCGACGUCCUCCAGUACCCCUCUGAUGGCUCUUCUGUCUCGGCGUACUACACAGUCGACUAUGUUGGGCUCUGUGAUUCUCUCCAAGGUGGAAGCUGUCAUGUGAGCUCCAUCGCCUCCGACACUGCAAGUGGCUUCUCUUGGGCAUCGACGACGGUUGGCAACAAUCCUCAGCAGUCUUUCAAGCUCUCAAACGGAGGCCAAGCUUGGCCACAAAGCGAUACCCUGACUUUCACUGUAACGUGUUCCGAUAGCUAUGGAAAUCAGGGAAGCGCCUUGUUCUACCAAAAAGCCGUGUCCAUUCCUCAAGCCACGUCCACGGUACCUGGUGCAACCUCUACUCUGACCUUGCACACCUUGACGGAUGAUCUCGAGACGACGACGUUGACUCUAGCCACCUCUACUAGUACUCCUCUCGCUACUAAGGAAGUCCUCGAAAGUGUCGACUACUACACCACCAUCUAUACGCGAACCGUUUCAAAGAAGGCAGAAGAGACGAUCGUAAAGACGAAGACCAAGGAUGUCACCGUCACCGAUGUGCACAAGACCACGAUCACGGCACCCCAAAAGACAACUACGACUCAGCUAAGCGUUGCAGCGCCUACCACGUACACCGUCUUCGCCACAACGACGCCUACGGCCACGGUCACAGUAGCAGCCAAGUCUACCACGACACGGACUGCCUCUACAUGCACCACCGGUUCUCUUUCUAGGCAGGGUAGCCAUCAUCUGAAGCGAGCCCAUAGCUACGUUCCUGCCGUUGGAACGACGACCUUCUCCGACCCCUCGAUCACGUCCACGGUGACUGAUUCGGUCGAUACCUACACCUUGUACACCUCCGCCUACACCACGGUCACCGACUCCAUCGAUACCGUUCAAGUCACCGCUCCUACUUCUACUGUCACGGACUUCUUCACCGCAGAAUCGAAGUUGUACACCGUGUUGACCAAGUACAAGAAGCAGACCACCGUUACUUCGACUUUGACCUCGACGACUACUGUAGAGACGACGAGCACUCGUGUCUCUCAGCCUCCCGUCACCACAGUGACAUUGGCCCCUACCGCAGACCAAUCCACUGUCUUGAAGACUGUGACCAGGACUGCUUCGACGGUGACCAGCUACGUCACCCCAAGUCUCGCCACUACCACGACGACGCCCAAGUGCACUUCCACCUCGAGCUCAAGCAAAUGCACCACAUCCACCAAGCCUUCCAAGUAUGUCAAGGCUGCAGCCACUGCUCCCGCCAAAAGGUCGCGCUAA